This is a messenger RNA of Soboliphyme baturini, 840 nucleotides long. NCBI's taxonomy places the organism in Eukaryota, Metazoa, Nematoda, Enoplea, Dioctophymatida, Soboliphymatidae. The record is from the annotation of a GenBank genome assembly.
AUGUCGCCGGCCCUACCCUCGUUUUGCGUCGACAAGUGGCAACGGGUUGCUGAAAAACAGAACACCUCAGAUGCAAACGUUCACAGAGUAGACGCCGUGAUGAAAAGGUUACAGUACCGUUUUUACGAUAUCCCAGAUUCCCUGAGGACGUUCUCUCGUCUGAAAAUGGACCAUCGAUCCAGCUUCAGCGCUGACUGUCUCGUUUAUGCUGCGGACGUAGCAUCUUAUCCGCAUCAUCAGACUAACGGGUGGCUGUUGAUUCUUAUUCCUUAUGAUCGCGAUGAUCCUCAGAAAGUGUUUACGAUGGAGCUGCGAUCGAAGGCGAAGCAUGAUCGAGCCAUACCAAGAUCCAGCAUUCUGAUCCACCAAAUCGAAGAACACAAUGGAAUAAGGGAAGAGCAGCACAAACGGAAAGUGGGCAGCGAACGGUGCGCCGACGGCUACGUGAGGUACGCGUUGAACUUCGACAUUUCGGUGUGUGUGACAGACGGCGAGAACCUGAUGCUGAUGAAACAAGACUGGCGCUGGCGACAGUACCAGUCGUUUUACUACCUGCUCACCUACGGCCUGAACAUGUGCAUACGGGGCUACGUGUGGCGAGAAAUCGACCCUUACGACUACAGGACCAGGUCUGACGGAGAGUGCGUGUCCGGAUACGUGAUGAGGAACGCGUUCCCGGGCGACUUCGUCUGCGUCAGCCCGCACGACAAGCAGCAGGCGUCCGAAGACAAUAUGCUCAACGAACUGCGUCUGCGGUACUUCAAGUUCUUCAACGGAGUCGACGAGGUCAGCUACAACAGUAAGGUGUUUCCGGCGACGCUGUCCACCGACGGAAGGUGA